Molecule: messenger RNA, 5901 nt
Organism: Prosopis cineraria
Lineage: Eukaryota; Viridiplantae; Streptophyta; Magnoliopsida; Fabales; Fabaceae
Product: sister chromatid cohesion protein SCC2
Exons: 28
Coding region: 247-5652 (1801 amino acids)
Biological process (GO): replication-born double-strand break repair via sister chromatid exchange; regulation of gene expression; establishment of protein localization to chromatin
Cellular component (GO): Scc2-Scc4 cohesin loading complex
Molecular function (GO): chromatin binding
Source: RefSeq, a predicted model, not a curated record
UCCCUCGAAGGGACCCCAAAAGUAAUUUACCAAAAUCACAAUUUCCCCGCCAUUUGCCUUCACUCCUCAAAAGAUCCUCUUCCCAAUCUGACCUUCUAGGGCUCCAAUUUCUUCCCUGCAUACCACCUUGCCUUCAAUUGAAACCUAUUCUCGCUCAAUUCACCGGUAGAUUUUUGCAUUUUAUACUCCUUACCCUCCAUACAUGCCCUUCCGGUAUAUACCACAGACUCACCGGUUAAUUAAUCGAUGAGUUUUCCAGGGAGUUCUGCCACGGCGGUGUUUAGCCCCCGUGGCAUCAGUUUGUCGAACACUAUCCAUUCGGAGGUCGCAUCUUGCUUGCCCUUGCCGUCGCUUCCGGUGUUCUGCGGAGCUUCCGAUCAUGACUUCCGGCUCCUGGAGGGAUCUAGGUUCCUGGACCGCGGUGAAGUGCUUGCACAGUCCGGUAAGAUUGCUGAGUUGCUUCAGCAGACGGAUGUGUCGUACUUGAAUCUAAGAGAUGACGCGAAGGCUGCUCCCUGUGUCUAUGUUGAACCUUUAGAACUUCAUGCCGAAGUUCUAAGGUGCAAUCCUGAAGCAUUUGAAUGUGGUACUGCAGGUCCUCUUAAGGAGCAGAUCUCUGGUAGUGUAAUACCUGAAAAGAGGCUUUUUGAAUCAAACCUUUCUCAUGCUGGUCAGACACAGAAAGACUACAAUGCAACCCAAAAUCACCAGCCUCUUAAUUUUUCUACAAAUGAUAUUUCUAUGUUGUCUUCAAAAAAAUCUAAAGUCAAGAAAAAAGGUGGAGAUGGUAUAUCUGCCGGAUCUGAUUCUACUGAGAUUCAAGGUGCCAUCAUUGGGAAGUUUUGUGAGUUUCUGGAGGACUUGUGCAGCAAAGCUGAACUUCUUAGUGAGGAUCGUGAUGAAGCAGAGUGGUUGCCAUUGUCACUUUCUGAUCUUAGAAAGCUUGUUAAUGAAAUAGUGUCUAUACGUGCAAAGAAACUUCUCCAUUUGGUUCCUGUAGAGAUCCUUGUUAGAUUACUGAAGGUCUUAGACCAUCAAAUACAUCGAGCAGAAGGCCUGUCAAUUGAUGAAUGUGAUAAUUCAGAUUCUGAAGUAGUUUCAUCAAUUUUAAGUGCUUUGGAGUCCAUUCAUGCAGCACUUGCGGUGAUGGCUCAUACCGAGAUGCCAAAGCAACUUUAUAAAGAAGAGAUCAUUGAGAGAAUUCUGGAGUUUGCAAGGCAUCAAAUAUUGGAUGUGAUGUGUGCCUGUGAUCCAUCAUACCGUGCUUUACACAGACCUAAUGAAAAUAUUGAAUUUGAAGGUGAUGAUUAUGAAGAUUAUGAUAUUGAAUUUGGUUCAGCGAACAAGAAACGGCGUACAAGCAAGACUUCAAAAUUGCGGAAACCGGCAUCAAGCAAGGUCUCUACUGCUGUGAAUACUAUUCUUCAGAAGUUGUGCACUGUUGUUGGACUUCUCAAGGAUUUGUUGUUAAUUGAGAGGCUGUCAGAUAGUUGUAUUCUGCAACUUGUGAAAACAAGCAUCACGACAUUCUUGGUUGAUAACAUCCAGCUUUUGCAGUUGAAAGCAAUUAGUUUAGUCAGUGGGAUAUUCUAUUUAUAUGUGCAACAUCGCACUUAUGUGAUAGAUGAAAUGCUUCAGCUUCUUUGGAAAUUACCAAAUUCAAAGCGAGCUUUAAGAGCAUAUCACCUACGUGAUGAAGAGCAAAGGCAGAUCCAGAUGGUUACUGCUUUGCUAAUUCAAUUAAUUCAAUGUAGUGCCAACCUUCCUGAUAAUUUAAGACAAGCAUCUAGUGGUAGUGCUGUAUUAGAAGUCUCAAUUGAUUCUAGUUAUCCAACAAAAUGCAAUGAGGCAGCAACAGAGGCCUGCUGCCUAUUCUGGAGUCGGGUACUUCAGCGGUUUGCAAGUGUGAAGGCUCAAGAUGCAUCUGAGGUGAAACUGAUAAUGGAGAAUCUUGUUACAGAUUUACUGACAACACUAAAUUUACCUGAAUAUCCAGCUUCAGCUCCUAUUCUGGAGGUUCUAUGUGUUCUAUUACUGCAAAAUGCUGGGCUGAAAUCCAAGGAUAUUUCAGCACGUUCCUUGGCGAUUGACAUUCUUGGCACAAUUGCUGCAAGGUUGAAGCGUGAUGCUGUGAUUUGCAGCCGGGAUAAGUUUUGGGUACUUCAGUAUCUGCUUAGUGAGGAUGAUGCUACUGAAAAUUACUCAGAAGAUAUGUGUUGUGUCUGUAUGGGUGGAAGAGCAGAAAAUUUGCUCAUAUGCAAUGUUUGCCAGAAACUUUUUCAUCCUGAUUGCCUGGGAAUUAAAGAACACGAAAUUUCCAAUCGGAAUUGGUGCUGUCAGAUAUGCAUAUGCCAGAAACAACUUCUUGUAUUACAAUCAUAUUGCAAGUCCCAGUAUAAGGAUGGUGUGAGUAAGAGCAAAUUGUCAAAAGAUGAUUCUGGACCUUUUGGUCAGAUUGCUAAGGUUGAAAUUGUCCAGCAGCUGCUUUUGAAUUAUCUUCAAGAUGUUGCCUCUACUGAUGACCUCCAUCUUUUUAUAUGCUGGUUUUACCUCUGCCUGUGGUACAAAGAUGAUUUGAGUUGUCAGCAGAAGUCCAUUUACUACCUUGCUAGACUGAAAUCAAGAAUCAUUGUGCGAGACUCUAUGACUGUCUCUUCAAUUUUGUCAAGGGAUUCAAUUAAGAGGAUCACCUUAGCAGUAGGGCAAAACAGUUCAUUUUGUCGGGGGUUUGACAAGAUUCUUCAUAUGCUUCUGGCAAGUCUGAGGGAGAAUUCCCCAGUAGUUAGAGCAAAGGCUUUACGAGCAGUUAGUAUCAUUGUAGAAGCUGAUCCAGAGGUGCUGGGCGACAAACGAGUACAGUCGGCUGUUGAAGGAAGGUUUUGUGACUCUGCAAUAUCUGUAAGAGAAGCAGCAUUGGAGCUUGUUGGGAGGCAUAUAGCUUCACAUCCUGAUGUGGGUUUUAAGUAUUUUGAGAAGAUUGCAGAGAGAAUAAAAGAUACUGGAGUUAGUGUUCGAAAGCGAGCUAUAAAGAUUAUUCGAGAUAUGUGCAUUUCAAAUGCUAGUUUCUCUGGGUUUACAAGAGCUUGCACUGAGAUAAUUUCACGUGUUAGCGAUGAUGAGUCAAGUAUCCAGGACCUUGUUUGCAAAACUUUUUAUGAGUUCUGGUUUGAGGAGCCUUCAGGUUUACAGGCUCAGGUCUAUGGAGAUGGUAGCUCUGUUCCACUUGAGGUGGCUAAGAAAACUGAGCAAAUUGUUGAAAUGUUGAGGAGAAUGCCAAAUCAUCAGCUUCUUGUAACUGUCAUUAAGCGCAAUUUAUCCCUUGAUUUUUUGCCACAAUCUGCAAAAGCUAUUGGGGUCAACCCUGUUUCCCUCACGACAGUGCGUAAGCGUUGUGAGUUGAUGUGCAAGUGCUUGCUAGAGAAAAUCUUGCAGGUUGAGGAAGCGAACAGCUAUGAAGUUGAGUUACAUGCAGUUCCAUAUGUGCUUGUAUUGCACGCAUUUUGUCUUGUGGAUCCUACUCUGUGCGCACCAGCCUCAAACCCCUCUCAAUUUGUUGUUACUUUGCAGCCAUAUCUGAAGAGUCAGGUUGACAAUCGCAUGGUUGCACAGCUACUGGAGAGUAUAAUAUUUAUAAUUGAUGCUGUGUUGCCCUUGAUCCGCAAAUUACCGCAGAGUAUUAUUGAGGAACUUGAACAAGAUUUGAAACAGAUGAUUGUCCGGCAUUCCUUCUUGACAGUUGUCCAUGCUUGUAUCAAGUGCCUCUGCUCUGUGAGUAAGAUAGCAGGAAAAGGGGCUGCUGUAGUUGAGCAUCUUAUUCAGGUCUUUUUCAAACGUUUGGAUACACAGGCAGUUGAGAACAACCAGCAAGUGGGGAGAUCUCUCUUUUGUCUUGGAUUGCUGAUUCGUUAUGGCAGUUGUCUGCUAUCAAGCUCGGGUAAUAAAAAUAUUGAUGUCCGAAAGAGUCUCAGCUUGUUUACAAGGUACCUUUCCGUGGAGGAUUUCGUUGUCAAGGUUCGGUCAUUGCAGGCAUUGGGUUUUGUUCUGAUUGCAAGGCCUGAAUAUAUGUUGGAAAAGGAUAUUGGAAAGAUACUGGAGGGAACAUUUUCUUCUGUAGUUGAUACUCGUCUUAAGAUUCAAGCAUUGCAAAACAUGUUUGAGUAUCUUCUAGAUGCUGAGGGCCAGAUGGGAACAGAUAAUGCCAGUCAUAAUGUGUCUAAUUUAUCAGUUGGAGCUGGGCAAAGUGUUCCUGUUGCUGCUGGUGCUGGGGAUACAAACAUAUGUGGGGGUAUAAUUCAGUUGUAUUGGGACAAUAUUUUAGGCAGAUGUUUGGAUUUCAAUGAACAAGUUCGACAAUCUGCUCUGAAGAUUGUUGAAGUUGUGCUGCGUCAAGGGCUUGUUCAUCCUAUCACCUGCGUUCCUUACCUUAUAGCACUUGAAACAGAUCCACAGGAAUCUAAUGCGAAAUUGGCUCACCAUCUUCUGAUGAAUAUGAAUGAGAAGUACCCUGCAUUCUUUGAAAGCCGAUUGGGGGAUGGGCUUCAAAUGUCAUUUAUUUUUAUGCAAUCCAUUUGUGUUAGUCCUGAAAAUAGUAACCAUAAGGUCCAAUCUAUGAUUCCUAUUUCUGGGAAGGGGAAAUCUGAGACUGACUCGCUUACUCAAGCAAGACUUGGGGUUUCCCGAAUAUACAAGCUUAUCCGAGGAAACCGGAUAUCAAGGAACAAGUUUAUGUCCUCAAUUGUCCGAAAGUUUGAUAAUCCAACCUGGAGCAAAUCAGUAAUUGCCUUUUUAACAUACUGCACGGAGGUCCUUGGAUUACUGCCAUUCACCUCGCCUGAUGAACCUCUUUAUUUAAUCUAUGCUAUUAACCGAAUAGUUCAAGUGAGGAUGGGCCCACUUGAAGCAAACUUUAAAGCAUGGAAUUCAAGGUUUUCACGAAGAGACUGCCAGAGUACAACUUAUGGGAAUGGAAUUUGUCAACUGGGGCCAAAUGAACCAACUCUUACAACCCAAGUGAUGCCAGUGGACUUGAAUGGAGCAUUUUAUCACAACAUGGAUGAUCAACCUAGUUCCAAUGGCAUGAGAUCUGUGGAUUUAAAUGGAACAAUUCAACAACAGCCAUGUGAUGCUUCAUCAAAUAACGGUAGCUUGGAGCUGCAUGAAGAUUUCUCAAGUUUCUGUGGCAUCUCAGACGAUGAUAUGGAGAAAAUUCAGGCUGACUGUUUGUCGGGGAUUGCAUUGCAGCUUCUUUUGAAGCUAAAGAGACAUCUAAAAAUCAUGUAUAGCCUUAACGACGCACGAUGUCAGGCCUAUAAUCCUGCUGAACCCCCAAAACCAGAAGUUCUCUCCAGACAGAAUAUUGCCUUUAAUAUCAAUGAAUGUCAUUUCAGUCUGCCUGCAACUCCGCAAGAAUUGCUGCAAAGAUACCAGGAAUUUAAGAAUGCAUUGAAGGAAGACACUGUUGAUUACUCGCUUUACACUGCAAAUAUUAAAAGGAAGCGCCCUACGCCCAGAAAAGUUCGGAAAUCUGGUUAUAUGACUGGUGCAGGUGGAGAUGACGAUGAGGAGGAUGAUGAUGAGGAUUGGACUGGGGGGAUACGUAAGUUAAAUAGUAGUGGCCGCAAGGUUAACCUUAGAAGCAGUAGGCAGUAUUGAUAGCUGUAAGUACAUGAUAGGAGGUAGGCUAACCUGUACAUUAAAUAGAAAUUAAAAAAAAAAUAGAUAUAGGAUAGGUUGAGAGCCAAGAGAAUAGAAAUCAGUAGACACAAUGUAGGAAAGCAGGGGGCUCUGUAAUAUUCCUCAUCUUCAAUAGAUGAUCGCGUCAUUCUUGGUGGUCUCCAUUCUGUAAUUUGCUUAAAGGUGGUUGGUUGCAUUCUUUUGUUGAUCAAAAUACGUUUUUGGGUC